Frieseomelitta varia is the source of this 1764-nucleotide messenger RNA. RefSeq names its product N-alpha-acetyltransferase 30-like. Lineage: Eukaryota; Metazoa; Arthropoda; Insecta; Hymenoptera; Apidae. The transcript is spliced from 3 exons. The coding region runs from base 277 to 1035 and encodes 252 amino acids. Gene Ontology annotation, biological process: N-terminal peptidyl-methionine acetylation. The record is from RefSeq and is a predicted model, not a curated record. Gene Ontology annotation, molecular function: protein-N-terminal amino-acid acetyltransferase activity. Gene Ontology annotation, cellular component: NatC complex.
UUUGUCUUAUUAUCGGUUAUUGCAGAAAUUCAAUAUGGUGUCUGUUGGUUGAAGAACUACAUAAAAGUUUUAUAUUUAAAAAUAUCAAAAGCAAAGAGAAAUCGUAUAACUUGUUGUAAUUAUGAAAACUCGAUUAAAAAAUUGGUGUGACAUUUAAAAACAUCAAUGCCGCAAGAAUAUAUUCUUUAGAAAGAUAGAAAUUCACCUUUAAAACUCUUUACCGAAAUUGUAUUUUAAGAAAAUAUUUAGAAAAUAGAAGUAUCGAAAAAAUUGAAAAUGGAAAAGGUUAAAAUGGACAAUAUUACGGAUGGAAAUGAAUCUGAAGGUGAACAAAGUAGUAUUGAAAAAAAGAAUGAAAAUUCUUUGACAGAUAUUGCUAGUUUAGACAUUACAUCUCGACUUAGUUUGAAGACAACUGAAAUGUAUGGAGAAUCACAUAGAAAUGGAAUAUCUUUAGUUAAUGGUAUUUGUAAUUCUGAAAGAAUUACUAGCAUGGGUAAUCUUUCAAAACCUGAAUCUAUGGAAACUAGGCACUUAAAACAGCACGCAGAAACAUUAUCAUUGGAAAGUAGGGAUAAUAAUAUUCAAUAUGUUAGUUAUACAAGUGAACUGCAAAUGCCCGAUAUCAUGAAAUUAAUACAAAAAGACUUGAGUGAACCAUAUUCUAUUUAUACCUAUAGAUAUUUUAUCUAUAACUGGCCAAAAUUAUGUUUCUUGGCAAUGCAUGGUGAUGAGUGUGUUGGUGCUAUUGUCUGCAAACUAGAUAUUCACAGAAAAGUCAUAAAGCGUGGAUAUAUUGCAAUGCUAGCUGUUGAUGUGAAAUAUCGAAAACAAAAAAUUGGUUCCAAUCUAGUAAGGAGAGCAAUUCAAGCUAUGGUGGAAGAUAAUGCUGGUGAAGUAGUUUUAGAAACAGAAAUCACUAAUCGCCCAGCUCUACGUUUGUAUGAGAAUCUUGGUUUUGUGCGUGAUAAACGAUUGUUUCGGUAUUAUUUGAACGGUGUAGAUGCUCUUCGGUUGAAGCUAUGGCUUAGAUGAAAUUUAUCUAUAUCUUUAUAUCUCUAUCUCUAAUAAAGAUUUAUUUGACUCUGAAACAUUGAAGAGAUGCAUCAUCAAUGUUCAGUGAAGUUCAAAAAUAUAUAACGUUAAUGCCAAAGAGAUUGUGUUUCAAGUAAAAAUAAAAACAUUCGUACCAAGGAAAAAUAAUAUUAAUGAUUAAUUACCAAUUUUUUUAUUAUAGUACAUUUAUAACCUUAUUACAUUAUAUUAUUUAUGUAUUACUAUGUCAUUAAUAUAUACACUGUGAUUACUAAGAUACAAUACAAAUCAGUUGAAACAUCCUAAUCAUUAGUGAUUUUAAAUGUGUAGAUUAUUGAUUAUCAAGAUAUUCUCUUUGGUAUUAGCGUUUAUUGGGAUAGCAUACAAUCGCAGCUUAAAAAUGUUAUAAGAAAAGAUAAUGAAGAUGAAAGUGAACAAUAUGUCUUUUGUGAAUACAAAAUUUGGUAAAAGUUACGGAAAAUGGAAAAUUAUUAUAUGGUAAUAAAAUGAAUUUGAGACUUUAGUAUAAAUUAAUUCAGAUGAGAAUUUUUUGGUUGAUUUAUAUAUGAAUGAGUAAAUUUUGGGAAGGUAUUUAGUAUCUCUCAUGAUUAUCAAGUGUGAACUGAAUAUUGUAAUGAAUUUUAUUUUUAAAUCUGCUUUCACUUCUUUUUUAUUGUACAAGAUAUUGUAUCUUUUUAUCAUGUUGAUUUAAUAUAUGAUGAAAUACAA